UCAUAUCAGUUAGAAGCGGCAGUGGAGUGUCGAACGGCGAUAUGUUUAUUGGUUAUCAUUGUUCGUAUUGCAGAUCUUUAAAAAGAUGUCUUACUUGUCGCACCUGAGCACGUGAAUUGUGUCUAGGGACGAGAUCUGACUGAAACAUGUGACACUUACAGCAGAUUUCUGGUCCCGUUUGGUCGGAGAGUAGUGUUAACGGGGUCUGAUUCUGUGUGGAGUGUGGAUAUUAUCUCACAUCAAUAUCGAACCAACGACUUGGCAGUAACGCAAGCUAUUUAUGACUAUAGAGACAAUGAACUUCAAAGAGAGCCAAUUAGCAGUCUCAUCACUACGCUACACCUGUGUAUGUACAGGUGAGUCAAUCAGUAGGUAUAGACUUUAAAAGACAGGUGUGUUGACUACUAUGAGAUUAUACCUAGUGCUUGUUCUCUGGAAACCUAUGUUUAAUUGGAUCAUUAAUUGCUGAAUCUGGACGCAGAUGCCGACACGUGAAAAUGUUCGUUUUUACAGGUGAGCAAGUAUAAGAGUGAUAUAUGAAUCAUGCUGGACACAUGUGCUUCUUCCUAAUCAACUGUGAAGGCCAUAUGAUCAAAAUAUGGUGAUAAAGACAUUUAAAUUCAGCAUGUAUUAGAUUUCGUCAAACAUUUUACAGUACCACUGAAGAAACAUCGUUCUCUUUUAAAUAAGUACUCAGAACGUUAUCCAUUAUAUAAAAUCAGCUUAAUAGCUUAGGGAAUAACUUGGACAAGACAUUUAAAAUCUUUUUUGAUUGAUGUUUUCAACCAUCUAAUACAUUGAAGUCAAACUCGAUUACCAACAACCUCACUGCUCUUCAAAUAUCUACCUGACCGGGGACAUUGCCGAGAAAUUAACAUUUGUCUGGACAACCACGGCGAGGUGUUGACAUUCUCAAGGUAUUAAUUUGUCCCUCACCACCUUAUACAUAUACGGUAAACACUGCUGUUUGGUAUAAACAUCGGGCCAUUUAAAACUCAGAUUGGAUUACAAAUGGCGUUAUGGUAGAGAUGUCACAUGCUUUUCAUCGAUUUUUCUUUCACUGGAAUAUUGAAUUGAUAAUUUGACAGUUAGACAUUAAGAUAUUCAACCAACCAUGAAAACGGGAAUUAUAGACGUUCAGUUUGAUUCCGAGAACGACAAGAACGGAGUGACCGUCGGUAAGAUAGGAAAGAUGGCGAAGAAAGUCAGAAUAAAAACUGACGUUGACACAAUCGAAGGAAAGGAGAAGAAGAAGAAGAAAAGGCGACGACAAGGAUAUCCAAAUUUAUCCCAAGUACAAAGGUCAAAGGAAAUGGGUAAUGAAACAGAAGACGAUUCCGUAGAUGAGGAUGAUGGAAUUUUACCAACAAUAGAGGGGUUCGACCCAAGGAAGAGAAAAGUGGAAGAGGUACCAGACAUCAAAAAUACUAGACCAGGAAUAUGUGAUGAAUGCAAGAAAAGAGGUCUAAAUUCUGUAGAUGAAUAUAUGCAAAAGACUUUCAAAAAAUAUGACACAAAAGAUGAACACAGUAAUGGACAUUGUAUAGUUUGUCAAGGAAUAGGCAUGAAUUUUAAUUUUCUCGAUUCCAAUUCCGGUUCGGCAUCCAUGACUUAUCCAAGAGACUUUUAUGAUAAGUUUUCGCGCGAAACGAAACCGCCAAACAUAGACUCUGAACCAGACCAUCCACGAGGUUCCCCAGGACUCCCUUCCAUACAAGAAGAAUCCAAACCAGCCCCCAUCAAGUUAGACCCCCUCGCGACGACUGGUGAGAAUGUGUUUGAAGCUGCCCGGAAGGGUGUAUUAGGGCGUCUUACUGCAGAAUCGCCGAAGCGGAGGGAUGCAUUGGGAAGGCACAUAACAGAAUCCCCUAGAAGAGAAAAGGAUGGAAGCCCUCUUAUGGAUUCUGGAAGGAAAGAUGUGCCAACGAGAUAUUCUCCUUACAUGGAGAAAAUCAAAAAAGAUAGGUAUCGAAAUGAGGUGCAAUAUCUCGAUGAUUCAAAGAAGGAACUAUUAGUCAGGCAAUUUCAAUUCGAAAGCCCAAAGCUCGACUUAACGGGACACGGUGAUAUUCGAAAUGUCUCAAAGCGAGAGCUGGACUACCGCAAAGACAUUAAAUAUAGUGCUAGUUUCGAACCCUCAAAACAUCGUCAUUCGGUACAAAAUCGUAAUAGAUAUGUGGAAUACCCUCUCCCAACAUUAAAUGCAUACAGUUUCGCGCCACAGGAAGUUUCUGACGAACCCGAAUGCGUUCCCUACAAUAGGGGUCUCAAAGGUGGCACUAUAAAAAAGGAUCCAAACCCCAUUCACAGGGAGCGUCAAGAAUUACUUCAGAAACAGGAAAAGUAUUCCAUGUACGCAGUUGGAAGCCUCGGUCUGGUUUACGGAAUGCCGGAACACAACAAGAGUCUUACUGACCGAUCGUCCAUCCCGGAAACUGCCACUUCGCUUUCCUUUGACAGGCCUAUGCAGGGAAACCGACCAUUGUCUCUGCUGCCCGCCAUUGAAGCCCAAGAAAAGACCAUCAUCAUAUUUUUCGUAUGGUUAGAAGUUGGACAGUUCGUGUUCGUCCUAGAUCUUCCAGAUAAAAACUAUAGGUUAUCUAUAUAUAUAUAUAUAUAUGAAGUUAAACGCACGAUUUAUGGAAGUAUGUAUGUAAGCUUAAAUAUAAACUAUGCAUUUACCAUCUUAUUCAAAAGAAAUGAAGAUUGGAUUUUAGUAUCCUUGCAUGUGAUAUUUCAGAGAUAUCUAAUAGAAUGAUGAUCGAAGCGCGCUGGCAACAACUUGGGUAUUAAUAACUGUUGGAAAACAGAGUUUAGAUAUCAUGUUGGGUUCAGAGGUCACACUGAGUCAGAGGUCAAUGCAUUAAUACAAGUAUUUGUUCUCUAGUAUCCUUGUAUGUGAUAUUUCAGAUAUAUCCAAUAGCAUGAUGAUCGAAGCGCGUUGGCAACAACUUGGUUAUUGUUAGCUGUUGGAAAACAGAUUAUUUGUCCCUUACCCUAAAUGUCACUGAAAGUGGCACGCAACUAAUACUUCAUCAAUUUGUUGACCUCAUCAACCUAAAUAAUACAUAUUACGGUCAAAUGAUUCCUUUGAGUCUUAUUCAUUUCCCUGUUACAAAACUUUGUGAUAUCCAUUAUAUUUUAUAGGACGUUUUACUAACAUUUGACAUUCACUAAAGAUUAACUACUGUAAAGUGUUUAAUUAAAUAGGAAAGAGAAUAAAUUCGUUGACAA
Molecule: messenger RNA, 3234 nt
Organism: Pecten maximus
Lineage: Eukaryota; Metazoa; Mollusca; Bivalvia; Pectinida; Pectinidae
Exons: 2
Coding region: 1115-2758 (547 amino acids)
Source: RefSeq, a predicted model, not a curated record